AUGAGCAUUGGGCGUAAUGCCUUUGCAGGUUGCCGCUCUUUGUCCAGUUUGGACAUCCCAAACAAUGUGACUGAAAUUCGGGAUGGAACCUUUGAUGGUUGCGGCUCCCUGAUGACCCUAAGCAUACCUGCAUCUGUGACCCAAAUUGGGCAAGGCACCUUUGUUGGCUGCAGCUCUUUGACAAGUUUGACCAUCCCAGAGUCUGUGACAUGCAUAAAGGAUAGCGCCUUUGACGUCUGCAGCUCUUUGAGGAAGUUGACAUUCCUUCCGGGCCUGCUGUCUAUUGGAAACUAUGCCUUUGCUGGCUGCAGCUCUUUGACAAGGUUGGACAUCCCCAACUCAGUGACAGAAAUCGGAGACGGUGCUUUUGAUGGCUGCAGUUCUUUGACAAGCUUGACCAUCCCUGAGACAGUGAGGAAAAUCGGGCCGUGUGCCUUUGAUGGUUGCAUUUCUUUGACAAAUCUGCAGCUUCCAAAAUCUUUUGGAGGUGUUGAUGCGUCACAAAAUGACGGAUGUGAUGCGAGUUUUCCAGCCAAGAGACGUCGCACAUGA
Messenger RNA from Cladocopium goreaui, 552 nucleotides. The record is from the annotation of a GenBank genome assembly. Lineage: Eukaryota; Dinophyceae; Suessiales; Symbiodiniaceae.